Molecule: messenger RNA, 1029 nt
Organism: Dromaius novaehollandiae (emu)
Lineage: Eukaryota; Metazoa; Chordata; Aves; Casuariiformes; Dromaiidae
Gene: UBE2C
Product: ubiquitin conjugating enzyme E2 C
Exons: 6
Coding region: 315-854 (179 amino acids)
Source: RefSeq, a predicted model, not a curated record
GCGGAGGCGCUGCGGGUUUGAAACAUUCAAACGGGGGCGCGGGAGCGGCGGGGGCGAGCGGCAGCCGCGGCGGGAGCGGAGCGGGGAGCCGGGAGCCGGGACGGGAGCGCGACAGCGCCGGGGCCCGGAGCCGAGCCGAGCCAGGGACAGCGCCAGGGGCAGCGAGGCCCGGAGCAGAGCCGAGCCGAGCCGGGGGCAGCGGGACGAGCCGGGCCGGGCCGGGAGCAGCGCCGGGCGCAGCAGGACGCGAGCAGCCGGGGCCGGGGCGCAGCCGGAGCCGGGGCGCGGGAGCCGGGGCGCAGCCGGGAGCCGCGAUGGCCUCGCAGAACGCGGACCCCGCCGCCGUGCCCAGCGCGGCCGCCCGCAAAGGGGCUGAGGCGGGGGGCACGGCCGCCCGCGGCUCCGUGGGGAAGAGGCUGCAGCAGGAGCUGAUGGCGCUGAUGAUGUCCGGUGACAAGGGCAUCUCCGCCUUCCCCGAGUCCGACAACCUCUUCAAGUGGAUCGGCACCAUCGACGGCGCGGCCGGCACGGCCUACGAGGACCUGCGGUACAAGCUGUCCCUGGAGUUCCCCAGCGGGUACCCCUACAACGCGCCCACCGUGCGCUUCGUCACGCCCUGCUACCACCCCAACGUCGACACCCAGGGCAACAUCUGCCUCGACAUCCUCAAGGACAAGUGGUCGGCGCUGUACGACGUCCGCACCAUCCUGCUCUCCAUCCAGAGCCUGCUGGCAGAGCCCAACGUCGAGAGCCCCCUGAACACGCACGCGGCCGAACUCUGGAAGAACCAAGCUGCCUUCAAGAAGUACCUGCGGGAAACGUACGCCAAGCAGGCCAAGAGCCAGGAGACCUGACCCCGCGUCCCCCCCCCCCGCGGCGGCGGCGUCUCCCUGCCGCGCCCGGGUCUCCGCUCUCCCGCCCUCCCUGUCCCGCCGCUCCCCGCGGCAGUUGUAUCAUAGGCUGUUUUUAAAUUAAUUCUGCAGUCCGAGCCACGGUUAACGUAUAAAUAAAUGCACAUUUAUAACUGUG